AUGGCCCCGUGGCCCGCACCUCCUCCGCCUCCGCCUCCGCCUCCACCUCUCGCCGCGCCGCCGCCGCCCGGCGCCUCUGCUAAGGGGCCGCCGGCGCGCAAGCUGCUUUUUAUGUGCACCUUGUCCCUGUCCGUCACCUACCUGUGCUACAGCCUCCUGGGCGGCUCGGGCUCGCUGCAGUUUCCCCUGGCGCUGCAGGAGCCGCCGGGAGCCGCCGCCGAGCCCCCGCCGAGCCCGCCGCCACCCUCGCUGCUGCCUCCCCCCGUGCGCCUCGGCGCCCCCUCGCAGCCGCCGGCGCCACCGCUGCCGGACAACGUGAGCCGCGGGGAGCCGCCCGAGCCCCCCGAGCGGUCCGCCUCCCCCGGGGCCGACGGCUGGGGGUUGGCGAGCGGCGGCGGGGGCGCCCGGGACGCCUGGUUCCGGACCCCGCUGGCCCCCAGCGAGAUGAUCACCGCGCAGAGCGCGCUGCUGGAGAGGGAAGCGCACGAGUCCAGCACCACCGACGAGGAGAUCGCAGGCCGGCGGGCGGCCAACGGGAGCAGCGAGAGGGGCGGCGCCGCCAGCACCCCCGACUAUGGGGAGAAGAAGCUGCCCCAGGCGCUGAUCAUCGGGGUCAAGAAGGGAGGAACCCGCGCGCUGCUGGAGGCGAUCCGAGUCCACCCGGACGUGCGGGCGGUGGGCGUAGAGCCGCACUUCUUCGACAGGAACUAUGAAAAGGGGCUGGAGUGGUACAGGAAUGUAAUGCCUAAGACUUUGGAUGGGCAGAUAACCAUGGAGAAGACGCCAAGUUACUUUGUGACAAAUGAGGCUCCCAGGCGCAUCCAUUCCAUGGCCAAGGACAUCAAACUAAUUGUGGUGGUGCGAAACCCCGUAACCAGGGCCAUCUCCGACUACACCCAGACUCUGUCAAAGAAACCUGAGAUCCCCACCUUUGAGGUGCUGGCCUUCAAAAACCGGACCCUCGGGCUGAUCGAUGCCUCCUGGAGUGCCAUUCGAAUAGGCAUCUAUGCACUGCACCUGGAAAACUGGCUCCAGUAUUUCCCCCUCUCUCAGAUCCUCUUUGUCAGUGGUGAGAGACUCAUUGUGGACCCUGCCGGGGAGAUGGCCAAAGUACAGGAUUUUCUAGGCCUCAAGCGUGUUGUGACUGAAAAACACUUCUAUUUCAACAAAACCAAGGGGUUCCCUUGCCUCAAGAAGCCAGAAGACAGCAGUGCCCCGAGGUGCUUAGGCAAAAGCAAGGGUAGGACUCACCCCCGCAUCGACCCGGAUGUGAUCCACAGACUGCGGAAAUUCUACAAACCCUUCAACAUGAUGUUUUACCAAAUGACUGGUCAAGAUUUCCAGUGGGAACAGGAGGAGGGGGACAAAUGAGGCUAGAGCUGUGGAGGGAAGGCUAGUGAAUAGCUAUGGGGGUUCCCAGCUGAGUCCUGAAUUCCCAGGGUCUGCAGCCUCAGCCUGGCUGGAGUGCCAAGCAGAUCUCCUCCUUUGUCCCAUCAGGAUUGCUUCCAACACCAUUGGCUUAGGCAAAGGGAUGGAUCCCAUGGCAUCCUUAUGGAAGAACUAGGCCUGCCUGGGCAGCGGCAUCUGGUCAACCAGAUGGCCACCAGGAACCACUGCUAAUUCUUGUCUUCUGCUGGUUAAUAGAGUCUGAAGACAGGAUGAAUAGCUGUCAAGGUUAGAGAUAAUGCCAUGAAUGUUUGUUUGAGUGAUAAAAAGAGUGCAAGGUCUACUUUUGGGCUGCUCUUGCUUUAUGUUGGGUAACCUGAGUUUGAGCCCUGUAUCUGGCACAGCCCCCUGCUAUAGAAACUCUGCUUUGGCAUUUCUCCAGAAUGCUCAUUGUGGCUGAGUGCUGCAGGACUCCUAGGGAGCAAGGUCCUCCCUCUAAAGUCUCAUCCCACAGCCCGUUAGCUUCCUCCCUCCCCACCUCAAGAAGGCAGAGGCAUGCAUAUUCCUCACCAAAAAAAGCUAACAGCCCUGGAAGCCUUCUUUGUAAGAGCCCUCAAAGAAGGGUUGGGUCUCUCUUCACGAGCAUCUGGGGCUGUGGAGAAGCUUAGCAUAUGCUCUCGUGUUGGAAUCAGGCCCACGAGGCUGCUCACCAAGCAGUGUGAUUGCAGCUGAGUUGGGAGUCCUGAGGGUGAUAAAGAUGAAUGGCAUGUCUGGGUGUGAAAAAAGAAAGUCAGUCCCCUUGGUGAGAGGUCUCUAUACCCGAACACCUUAGCACCAUGGUUCUGAGCAUUUCAGUGGGCUUUAUCCCAUACAGUCCCUAGAGGGGCAAGGACCAGAAAAUUGGUAUGUCUUUUGUUAUGAAUAACCCUUAGCAAUGCAAUGAAUGGGAGUUGGCCACCAUUCUUCUCUUUGCCCUGCCAUCUCCCUGUCACAGUCAUCUCAUGCUUCACUUACUCUCUGCAGAGAUGGCACAUAUUGGCAGUGACAAGAGGGCUGAUCCAGCUUAUGGGGGUGGGGGAGGGCAAGGGCUCUCUACAGACACCCCAUCAAGGGCUGCUUGAAUAAAGUGUCCCUUCCCAUUAGUUUGAUUCAAUUAAAAUGCAGCAUUUGACAUAAAGCCCUUGUUCACAGAUCUCCAAACCCAGGAACUGUUCUAGUAAAAUUGGAAAUAUGUAUGAGUGGGGGGAUUUAAAUCUGUUCAGCUGUUAUUAAACUGUCAUUUAUCCCGCUAACUGAAAACUGUGUUGUUAUAAAGCUUAAUGCAACCUGAU
Messenger RNA from Manis pentadactyla (Chinese pangolin), 2717 nucleotides. It is a transcript of the gene HS3ST4, whose product is annotated as heparan sulfate-glucosamine 3-sulfotransferase 4. Lineage: Eukaryota; Metazoa; Chordata; Mammalia; Pholidota; Manidae. The transcript has 2 exons. The coding region runs from base 1 to 1371 and encodes 456 amino acids. The record is from RefSeq and is a predicted model, not a curated record. Gene Ontology annotation, molecular function: [heparan sulfate]-glucosamine 3-sulfotransferase activity.